Molecule: messenger RNA, 3097 nt
Organism: Limulus polyphemus (Atlantic horseshoe crab)
Lineage: Eukaryota; Metazoa; Arthropoda; Merostomata; Xiphosura; Limulidae
Product: rho guanine nucleotide exchange factor 11-like
Exons: 15
Coding region: 1-2520 (839 amino acids)
Biological process (GO): endothelial cell migration; Rho protein signal transduction
Cellular component (GO): plasma membrane; axon; endocytic vesicle
Molecular function (GO): guanyl-nucleotide exchange factor activity
Source: RefSeq, a predicted model, not a curated record
AUGGACAACAAAAUAAAGGAUCAUUCAGAGGGCGGUAUCGUCACUCCAGAAAACAGUACAGGAAGUUCAAGUGGCCGGGCUCCAGCCAGUAGAAGUAACAGCGGAAGCAGUUUAGGAAAUAGAGAUGAGAAAUUACGAAAACCAUCAGGGAGUCAACGUGGAGGGCGGAAGCAGGGGUUAACGAUACCAACAGAAGAACUAAGUGACCCUACUCAGACAGCAACUCAAGAUUCUACCCUGAAAUCUUCGAAAGGCCGGUCAACUCUCAACAGGAAACCUGGGAUUUUUUCCAACACCUCGAAAACUGAGAAGGAUAAGAUGGAACUCCUUACAGAUCUGUUGAACCAGUACAGUGUCCAAGGUAUACCACAACACCCAGGGUUGUUGACCUUUCACGAUUCAAGUGGAGAUACUUACAAACUAGAAAAUCACUGGAAAGAAAUCGUGGAGAACUGGCAGGAUCUGAGUGACAAAAUGAAGAAUCAACAGGAUGCUAUAUGGGAACUUCUUCAGACAGAAAUAUUCUUCAUCAAAAGACUAAAAGUCAUCACUGAUCUGUUCCUAACCUGUUUGUGUAACCUGCAGUGUGAAGGGAUACUCAAUGAAAUUGACACACACAAGCUGUUCUGUAACAUCCGGGACGUUUACACGGCAAACCAUCAGUUUUGGGUUGAUCAACUCCUUCCCAUGUUAAACAGCAGCAGGUCUACGAAGCAGCCUUUAAACCCGGUUCUCAUGAAAGAUGGAUUUCUAAAGUGUGACCAACUCUUCUGGCCAUAUAUCAAGUAUUGUACAGAACAUGACUGUUGUCUACAGUACGUGAAAGACAAGAACAAGGAAAAUGAGCUGUUUAAAGCCUAUGUUAUCUGGUGUGAGACCAGGAAGGAAUGUGAUCGGCUACAGCUUACCGAUCUCUUGGUCAAGCCGGUUCAGCGACUGACCAAAUACUCACUCCUUCUCAAGGCCAUACAGAAGAAAACUGAUGAUGAGGAGCAGAAAAAAGCCUUGGAAGAAAUGAAAGAAAGUGUCGAAUCUUUUGUUCUCAACGUUAAUUCAAGUAUAUCUCACCAUCAUGAAAAGAAACUACUAGCUUCAAUUCUUAGCCGGAUAGAGAGCUAUGACGUUAUCGAUAACAUCAAUGAAGAAGUGGAGAAGACAUUACGUGAGCAGAACUAUUUAAAUCUUGAUCUUACCCGGCCCAUGCCUGGAUGUGGUGACCAACAGACAAGACAACUGAUCAUUGAGAGUGGUGGGCUCAAGCUGCGGGACUCCUCAUCUAGCAAGGAAGAUUACCAGCAAGCUAAAAGCACUUCCAAACAGCAUUCAAGUCUUGAGUUUUUGUCAACUGAGUAUGAAGAAAAUGAAGUGUUCGGUACUCCUAUUCAACUGGGAACCUUGAAUGUACAUUCACCUCAUAGUUCUAGUCAGUCUAGCCUGGUUCCUUCUCGCAGUGGAUCUGUAGGCAUUUCCAGUGAUCCAGCUUCCACAGCCUCUGCUGGAGGGCUCUCAGUAUCCCCAAAUCAAAACAAAGCCACAAGUUUUGAACUUGGUGACCUAAGGAAUCCUAGCUUAGUUAGUAAUAAUAGCAAUGACAAACCUCGUGCACAUAGUUUCGAAACACGCUCGGGACCAGUUAGUGUCACAGUGACAUCACCACGCACCAACAGGAGAAACUUCUUUCUUAGAGGAGUGGAUCCUAGUGAACCAAUACCCAACACCUUGGCUGUAGACUCAGCUUAUCAGACGAAGGAGCAAGGUAGUGUUGAGAGAUACCAACUGCCACGAUCUAUUCAAGUCCCUAUUAUUCCACCACCAUCCAGCUCUAUAGCACCAGAUACUCGACUCAGGACCAAGUCCCCACCCUCUGGUGGAGAAAUACGGCCACAAAGUUUGGUUAUCAAGCCACCUCUAUUAAAAACCAGACAUGUAUCUGGACAAGUGAGUAUCACUGCACCUACAACUGAAGUGGAACCCACAGAAUGUGACCCAAGCAAAGAAAGUGGUCGCAGGCUCAACAUUAAGAGGUCGUCCCGAGAUGAAAGACGUUACCAUACGGCAGAUUCUGUAGAAAUGCUGAAAAAAGAGAGUAAACAAGACAACACAAUCCAUAAACGACUCUCCUGGAACAACUACGGCUCCAAAGAUAGCGUAAGCAGCUUUGGUUCAGGAAGGUUAAGGAAAGCAACUGCAGCUUCUAAGUGCCUCAGUUCUGAAUCCGUUUGUUCCAGUGGCGUGGAAAGUAGUACGUCUUCUUUCCUUAGUGCAGGGGAACAAGAACCCAUGACAGAAUCAAAACCUUGUGAUCAUCUGAUCUUGAUCAAUGGUGACAUUGGAACUUCAUCGACAGACCCUCAACCUGUGACACCAAAUUUUGAGCUUGAUGUAAGCGAGGUCAGAGACGGCAUUUCGUCUGUUCAGAUUAAACUGACUAGUGGACACAACCAACGCAACAAGGUUGAUCUUCGCAGAAUGAAGGAACUGAUCCUGAACAGUUACUCUGUUGAAGCCUCGGAAGUGUGACUACAGUGCUGAAUCAUGGAGUGGAAAUUGCACUUUAGUGAAGAAGACAGGAUAUUCAUGGUGCUUCAAUAGAAAUAAGUAAACUGGGAUCUAACCAGAUAGUUAACGAAUGAAGCAGCACAUUAUCGAGGAAAUAUCUUAAUUUUACCCAUCUAGAAUAAUGUACUAGCACCUUACCUAUUAAGUUAUAUAUAUGCAUUCCAUCACAUGGCAUUUGUUGCCAUGACAGCCUACAGGCAGCUGUGAUUUUCAUAUCAAGUAAAAACCAGGAUCAUUAUAUAGCUUGCAACGUGGUAGAAAUAUGGGAUGAACAUAUGUAUUUCUAGUGAUAAACAUUAAUGUUUUAGAUGUAAAUCUAAUUAGAAAGUAUGUAAUAGUUUUAAUGUUGUGACAUAUUUCUUCCUCCUCUAGUCUUAUUAAACCUUAUUCUGUGAAGAACCAACUUCUAAAUAAAAAGUAAUUAUUGUUGUAAACAGAAGCUAACUGAAUUUAGUACAUGAAAAACUUAAGUACAUUUUGUCACAACAAUGGCACUAGUCAUAAUAGUCCAACACUUGUGUGUAUACAGGCAUAAAUU